AGGAUGAACACAGUUUCCGACAACUUCCUAAAGGGGUUUCACCAUGAAACUAACCGUGGUCUGCUUAGUGGUGAGCUUCUUUCUGCUGUACUAUGCAGAGCAGAGUGAAGCCUGCCUGGAGGUAAUUGAGAAGGCAUUGGGUCUCCAACCGUGCAAUGAAGGUGGUCGCAAGGAACACAAGGAGACGCAUAGGGGUGGACCAGGACCUGUGAGAUCUACUGGGAGGCGCAGGAGAAUCCCUAGGAGACGUGAGACACCAAGACCAAAACAUCCAAAUAUCAGAAAACGGAAGCAUCACAGAAACACAAGGAAGCCUAGAACACACGUUCCUUGUACAGAUAGCACAACUCAAAAGACCAAUCCGACUUGUACUUGUACAGAAAGCACUACCACUACUCCAUGGACGGAUCCACCGGUUACAGAUAUUUCUACUCAAAAACCCAAUCCUCCCUGCACUUGUACAGAUAGCACUACUAAAACGACCAAUCCUCCAUGCACUUGUACAGAUAGCACUACUAAAAAGACCAAUCCGACUUGUACUUGUACAGAAAGCACUACCACUACUCCAUGGACGGAUCCACCGGUUACAGAUAUUUCUACUCAAAAACCCAAUCCUCCCUGCACUUGUACAGAUAGCACUACUAAAACGACCAAUCCUCCAUGCACUUGUACAGAUAGCACUACUAAAAAGACCAAUCCGACUUGUACUUGUACAGAAAGCACUACCACUACUCCAUGGACGGAUCCACCGGUUACAGAUAUUUCUACUCAAAAACCCAAUCCUCCAUGCACUUGUACAGAUAGCACAACUCAAAAGAACACCCUUCCACCCAAUCCACCAAGCACUGAAAACACCGAACCACCAUGCGGUUGUAGUAGCUCUCACCCGUCUGGAUGGAAUCCUGGCGGUCCUAUAAUACCAAGCGGUUCAACGACUACCAAGAAACCAGACGAAUGCUCGAGAAAACCGUCAGGUUGGAAUCCCGGCGGUCCGAUUUGGUCAAUACCAACACCAUCUCGAACGCCCUGCGGCUGUGUCUCGUGGAAUCCACCAGGUUGGAAUCCUGGCGGUCCUUGUUUUUCCCCAUUUCCCGGACCUUCCGGACCAGGACCUGUCAUUCCCAACAAUGCAGAAUGCGGAUUCGAUCCACAAUGCCCACAAGGCUGGAAUCCCGAUAGUCCUCUAAUACCCGAUCCCGAAAUUCCCGGGAACUUUGGACCCGGACCUGUCAUUCCCCUAAGUGGAGAAAAAGGAUGUGGCUGCCCGUGAUGUCCCCCAUUUGAUGUCCACCAAAAGCGGAACUUAGGUAAUAGCUUCGUAAUACCGUGGAUCGAAUACCAUUACUGAUAGAAGAAUGCAUCCAAUAAAAACCAUGUUGAUUGAACAAGAAAGCUGA
Drosophila sechellia is the source of this 1397-nucleotide messenger RNA. It is a transcript of the gene Eig71Ee, whose product is annotated as Ecdysone-induced gene 71Ee. Lineage: Eukaryota; Metazoa; Arthropoda; Insecta; Diptera; Drosophilidae. The transcript is spliced from 2 exons. The record is from RefSeq and is a predicted model, not a curated record. The coding region runs from base 44 to 1270 and encodes 408 amino acids.